AUGGCAGGAAAUGGAAUAAAGAGACGAAGGAGGAGGAUACAACUAAGCAAGCUAUACACACUAACAUGCGCUCAAGCAUGUUUCAAGCAAGACCAUUCGCAAAUCGGAGGACCCGGUUACUCUCGGGUCGUGUUCUGCAACGAACCGGAUUCACCUGAAGCUGAUUCAAGAAACUAUUGUGACAACUACGUGAGGACCACUAAGUACACUCUCGCCACUUUCUUGCCCAAAUCACUGUUUGAGCAAUUCAGGAGAGUCGCUAAUUUCUACUUCUUGGUCACUGGGAUCUUGUCUUUCACUGCUCUUGCUCCUUAUACCGCUGCGAGCGCCAUUGUUCCUCUCCUUUUCGUUAUUGGUGCUACCAUGGUUAAAGAAGGUGUUGAAGAUUGGCGCCGCAAAAAGCAGGAUAUUGAAGUGAAUAAUAGGAAAGUUAAAGUGCAUAGAGGAGAUGGGAAUUUCGAUUCAAAGGAGUGGAAGACAUUAAGCGUUGGAGAUCUAGUGAAGGUAGAGAAGAACGAGUUUUUUCCAGCGGAUCUUGUGUUGCUCUCUUCUAGCUAUGAAGAUGCUAUUUGCUAUGUAGAGACGAUGAACCUCGACGGUGAGACAAAUCUGAAAGUUAAACAAGGACUAGAAGUAACUUCUUCCUUGCGCGAAGAGCUUAACUUCAAAGGGUUUGAGGCUUUUGUCAAAUGCGAGGAUCCAAACGCUAACUUGUAUUCCUUUGUUGGAACCAUGGAGCUGAAAGGAGCCAAAUACCCUCUCUCGCCUCAACAGCUUCUUCUAAGAGACUCAAAGCUCAGGAACACUGAUUUCAUCUUUGGCGCUGUUAUCUUCACCGGUCAUGACACAAAGGUUAUACAAAACUCAACAGAUCCUCCAUCUAAGAGAAGCAUGAUUGAGAAGAAGAUGGAUAAGAUCAUCUACUUAAUGUUCUUCAUGGUUGUUGCUAUGGCGUUUCUUGGUUCUGUCAUCUUUGGAGUUACAACAAGAAAUGAUUUCAAGGAUGGUGUGAUGAAAAGAUGGUACUUGAGACCAGAUAGCUCCAGUAUCUUCUUCGACCCGAAAAGAGCUCCCGUGGCUGCGGUCUAUCACUUUCUAACUGCGGUUAUGCUGUACAGUUACUUUAUUCCUAUAUCUUUAUAUGUCUCAAUAGAGAUUGUGAAAGUCCUUCAGAGCAUCUUCAUCAAUCAGGAUAUCCACAUGUACUAUGAAGAAGCUGACAAGCCAGCUCGUGCUCGUACCUCUAACCUGAAUGAAGAACUUGGGCAAGUGGAUACUAUUCUCUCAGACAAGACGGGAACAUUGACUUGUAACUCCAUGGAGUUCAUCAAGUGUUCUGUUGCGGGGACAGCUUAUGGUCGUGGUGUUACAGAGGUGGAGAUGGCUAUGGGAAGAAGAAAAGGCCGUCCUUUGGUGUUGUUGAGCAAUUUCAAUGAUGUGGAAUACAGUAAGGAGUCAAUUGCUGAAGAAGCGACGGUGAAAGGGUUCAACUUUAGAGAUGAAAGGAUAAUGAAUGGCAACUGGGUCACUGAAACUCAUGCUGAUGUUAUUCAGAAGUUUUUCAGAUUACUCGCGGUAUGCCAUACAGUGAUACCUGAAGUGGAUGAAGACACAGAGAAGAUCUCUUACGAGGCUGAGUCGCCCGAUGAAGCAGCAUUUGUUAUUGCAGCAAGGGAGCUUGGGUUUGAAUUUUUUAACAGAACUCAAACUACCAUAUCUGUAAGGGAGCUUGAUCUUGUGACUGGCAAACGAGUUGAGAGGUUGUACAAAGUCCUGAACGUUCUUGAGUUCAACAGCACGAGGAAACGAAUGUCAGUGAUAGUGCAGGAUGAAGAUGGAAAACUCUUACUACUUUGUAAAGGAGCAGAUAAUGUCAUGUUUGAAAGACUUUCCAAGAAUGGUAGAGAGUUUGAAGAGGAAACAAGGGACCAUGUGAACGAGUACGCUGAUGCAGGCCUGAGAACUUUGAUACUUGCAUACCGUGAACUCGAUGAGAAUGAAUACAAAGUUUUCAAUGAAAGAAUAAGUGAAGCCAAGAGUUCGGUCAGUGCAGAUCGAGAAUCGUUGAUAGAGGAAGUCACAGAGAAGGUUGAGAAAGACCUGAUUCUUCUUGGAGCUACUGCUGUUGAAGAUAAACUUCAAAAUGGAAUCAUAAUCAACUUGGAAACCCCUGAAAUCCAUUUACUGGAAAAAACCGGAGAAAAAGAUGCCAUUGCAAAGGCAUCAAAGGAGAAUGUCUUGGCGCAGAUAAUUAAUGGAAAGGCUCAGCUAAAGUAUUCUGGUGGGAACUCUGAUGCUUUUGCUCUGAUCAUUGAUGGCAAAUCUCUUGCUUACGCGUUGGAUGAUGAUAUAAAGCACAUCUUCCUAGAGCUAGCCGUUGGUUGUGCUUCUGUCAUUUGUUGCCGUUCAUCACCAAAACAGAAAGCUCUGGUGACAAGACUAGUAAAAUCUGGAAAUGGUAAAACUACAUUAGCAAUUGGUGAUGGCGCGAAUGAUGUUGGAAUGCUUCAGGAAGCAGAUAUAGGCAUUGGGAUUAGUGGCGUGGAAGGCAUGCAGGCUGUAAUGUCCAGCGACAUUGCGAUUGCUCAAUUCAGAUAUCUUGAACGGUUGUUACUAGUCCAUGGACACUGGUGUUACAGGCGGAUCUCGACAAUGAUUUGCUACUUCUUCUACAAGAACAUUACAUUUGGUUUCACUCUCUUCUUAUAUGAAGCAUACACAACAUUCUCAGCGACACCUGCUUACAACGACUGGUUUCUAUCUCUUUACAAUGUCUUCUUCUCGUCCCUUCCUGUUAUUGCUCUCGGUGUCUUCGACCAAGAUGUAUCUGCACGGUUUUGUCUCAAGUUUCCACUCUUAUACCAAGAAGGUGUGCAGAAUGUUCUCUUCAGCUGGAAAAGGAUACUUGGAUGGAUGUUCAACGGAUUCUACAGUGCAGUAAUCAUUUUCUACCUCUGCAAAAGCUCUCUCCAAACUCAAGCUUUCAACAACGAAGGAAAAACCGCGGGAAGAGAGAUCUUAGGCAGCACAAUGUACACAUGUAUCGUCUGGGUUGUGAAUUUGCAGAUGGCAUUGGCUAUAAGUUACUUCACACUGAUCCAGCACAUUGUCAUAUGGAUCUCUAUCCUUGUUUGGUACUUCUUCAUCGCGGUCUACGGAGAGCUUCCAUCAAGAAUAUCAACCGGUGCAUACAGAGUCUUUGUUGAAGCUCUGGCUCCAUCACUUUCUUACUGGGUCGUUACUCUCCUUGUGGCUGUAUCUACGUUGAUGCCAUACUUCAUCUACUCUGCUGUACAAAUGAGGUUUUUUCCAAUGUACCAUGGGAUGAUACAGUGGCUAAGGUACGAGGGUCAGUGUAACGACCCUGAGUACUGUGACAUGGUGAGGCAAAGAUCUAUAAGGCCUACGACAGUUGGGUUCACCGCAAGAUUAGAAGCUAAGAAGAGAUCAGUGAGGAGAUCUGAGCCUGAAUCAUGA
Molecule: messenger RNA, 3477 nt
Organism: Thlaspi arvense
Lineage: Eukaryota; Viridiplantae; Streptophyta; Magnoliopsida; Brassicales; Brassicaceae
Source: the annotation of a GenBank genome assembly